AAGUGGGGAUAAGCGAGAGAAAGGGGCCCGGAGAAAAUCACUUUGGUACUUAGAGUGGUCUGUAACUUUUUUCCCAUCUUCCUCCUUCAGGGACAAGAGGAGGAAGAGAAGUUAUUGUGGAGUUGAUGAACUUUGCACAUCCAGAAACGCCAUUUUGAUUCCUUUUCCGGAACAACUUUUCAUCUUUUUUUUCCUUUCAAGCCCAUCAGUCACCAUCAAAUCAUGUCGCGGCGCAAACAGGACAACCCCAGUAGAGUCGAACCUCCCUGAGAGCAGCAGCAGCAGCAGCAGCAGCAGCAGCAGCAGCAGCAGCAGCAGCGUUUUUGCUUGCAGGACCUGAAACUCAUCCAUAUUAAAACGUCUGAGCUCAGGAUCCGGCCAGAUCACCUCCUUCUCGUGGUGCAAAGUUUAUUUUUAACCAGGAACUACAAGGACUUGGAUGGUGUGCGAUCCGCCAGCGAGCACAUCUUUUAAAGCAGCUGUUUUUUGGUGCUCCAGCAGUCUUGGCAUUGAAGUGUGACACAGCUGCUGUCAGUCAGCUCUCCUCCAACUCGGCCCAGCCAGUGCCAGCCGUUCAGUAAGGGUUGAGAAGACAACAGGGAAGAGGAAAAGGCUCAAAACCUUGAACUGCAACUCUGUGACAUCAAAUUCACUUAGCAGCUUGGAAGGUUUGGAUCUGUCUUCCAUUAACACCAUGAUGUCAGCAGUAAUGAGUAUGGGGAGGGUGGCUGAGAAUGGUGGAAAUUCGCAAAACAUCAAAUCCCCAGCAAAAUCCUCAGGACUGAAUCGAAUUGGCAGGAGGAAUCAGGAAACUAAAGAAGAAAAGUCUUCUUAUACCUGUCCUCUGUGUGAAAAGAUUUGCACUACACAACAUCAGUUAACUAUGCACAUUCGGCAGCACAACUCCGACACUGGAGGAACAGAUCAUGCUUGUAGCAUCUGUGAAAAGUCUCUGAGUUCGGCAAGCUCUCUGGACCGCCACAUGCUGGUGCAUUCUGGGGAAAGGCCAUAUAAAUGUUCUGUCUGUGGACAGUCCUUCACCACCAAUGGAAACAUGCACAGACAUAUGAAGAUUCAUGAGAAAGAUCCUAACAGUACUGCAAAUACAGUUACCCCAUCUCCUUUGAAAUGCAGGCGGCUCACCUCCAAAAGGAAACUGAGUCAAGAGGCUGAAGCUGAGAAAGUACUGACAUCCGCAAAAAAGGUGGUCGGCCGUUCUCCAUCAGGUGAAACAGAAAAGAGAGCCAAUGAAGUUUUCCACUGCCCAGUGUGUUUUAAGGAAUUUGUAUGCAAGUAUGGGCUGGACACUCACAUGGAAACCCAUCUAGAUAACUCACUAAGAUGUGAAGUUUGCUGUAUUACCUUCCGUACCCACCGGGGACUGCUCCGUCAUAAUGCAAUUAUCCACAAACAACUACCACUAGACCCAACAGGAAAGCCUUUCAUCCAGAACAACCCUUCGAUUCCUGCUGGUUUCCAUGAUUUAGGAUUCACUGACUUCUCCUGUAGGAAGUUUCCUCACAUUUCUCAGGUCUGGUGUGAGACAAAUCUGCGAAGAUGCAUCAGUGAAUGUCACCGUUUUAUCUGUGAAAGUUGUAACAAGGCAUUCCCUAUGCUCUCCGCUCUGACACUGCACAAUCAUACUCACGUCGGAGAACAGGGAAAUGACAAGCUAAAACGCCAGCCCAAUCCCACAGUUGUUGAGAGCCCAGACCAGAAUAUCUUCAUGGCGUCCUUGGGCCUACAAUCCACCAAAGACAUCCAACCCACCCCUCAGGAGUCAUCGACAUCAGUUGGCAUCCGUGCACUCUGGCUCGAGACACAGGUGAGCCACCUACCUCAGGAUCUCGACAGCCCUGCCCUGCUGAGCAUGUCAGCCCUGGACCCCUCUUGCCUGGGGAACUCACUAAUGGUUAUCCCUCCAACCAAGGAGGCAAUGAAGCCCCUGUCCCUGCAGCCCUUUCAGAAUGGCUUCAUAAUUCAGCCAGACAGCGCCAUCGUCGUCAAACCCAUCUCCAGUGAGUCGGCCAUUGAGCUGGCUGAUAUUCAACAAAUCCUGAAGAUGGCCUCUGCCAUCCCCCCUCAGAUCAGUCUCCCUCCGCUCUACAAGGCCCCCCCGGCACCCAUGCAGUCCAUCUUCAAACACAUGCCCCCGCUGAAGCCAAAGCCCCUGGUGACCCCUCGAACCGUUGUGGCAACCUCCACCCCACCACCUCUGAUUAGUGCCCAGCAGGCCUCCCUGGGCUGUAUUAGCCCUAGCUUCCCACCUCCCCCACUGAUCAAGAAUACAGUGGAGGCCACCUCCAGUUCCCUGCUGCAGUCUCAGCUAGGGGCUCAGCCCCAAGCGGCCGUGCAGCUCUUCUUCCAACCACACUCUGAGGCCCCUGGGCAGCCUGAGGUGAAGGCGCAGCUGGAGCAGGACUGCAUCAUUGAGGCCCUGCUGCCCUUGAAUAUGGAGGCCAAGAUCAAACAGGAAGUGAUGGAGGGGGACCUAAAAGCCAUCAUUGCUGGAGUGACCAGCAAGAAGACCCAGACCACGCGCAAGGUCUUGUACCCCUGCCGUUUCUGCGACCAGGUGUUCACCUUCUCGGGAGUCCUCCGGGCCCACAUCCGAUCCCACCUGGGCAUCUCCCCAUACCAGUGCAAUAUCUGCGAUUACAUUGCAGCCGAUAAAGCUGCCUUGAUCCGCCACCUGCGCACCCACAGUGGGGAGCGGCCCUACAUCUGUAAGAUUUGCCAUUACCCUUUCACCAUCAAGGCCAACUGUGAGCGUCACCUGCGCAAGAAGCACCUCAAGGUCACUCGGAAGGACAUCGAGAAGAAUAUUGAAUACAUCUCCAGCAAUGCUUCUGAGAUGCUCAACUCCUUCUGCUCCCUGGAUACUGUAUGCCGGCUCUGUGGGGAGGAUUUGAAACACUACCGGGCCCUGCGAAUCCACAUGAGGAACCACAGCGGUGGCUGCCAGAAGGGCCACAAGCCCUUCAAGUGCAAGGAGUGCAGCACAGCCUUUUCUGCCAAGCACAGCUGUGUCCAUCACAUCCUCAAGCAGCACUUGUAUGUGCCAGAGUACGAGAUUGAGAACUACAUCAUGACUGUGGACCACAGAGAGGGCAGGUCCCAGGAAGGACCACUUCCUAACUCAUCAUCUUCCUUGUCAUACUCGUCAUCCUCUUCCUGCUCCUCUUCUAAUUCCACUUCCUCCUCCUCCUUGCCACACAAGGGGAGCGGCAGGGGUACCUGUGGUGUCCUCUCACCUUUGGCUGCUGUCCUUGAGCCACAGAAUGGCUUCUUGUGUAGGGGGCCACCACCAUCUCACAUCUCCAUCAAGCUAGAGCCAGCGAGCAACUUCCCACCAGACUUCAGUGAACCAUUAGACUUCUCGCAGAAGAGCAAGGACCCAAGCCUUGUUCAUAUGAAGCAGGAGAAUCCCUCCAUUUUCGUUCCUUCUUCCCUGGCCCCGUAUGACUACUUGAUGGAGCCCAUUGACCUGUCCAUUCCCAAGGGCUUCCGGCAUGACAUUGAUGGCUCUCUGGUCUCUGAAGAGGCCUGGAACCCAGACCCAGGUCCUGGAGGCAGUGAUCCACCUAUUGGCUGUUCGCCACCGUGCCCAAACUUGUCUGUGAUCUUUGGAUCCAGUGGGAGUUUAGAAAAGCCUGCAGCAGCAGCCACCACAGUCCCUGUUCUUCAGCACCUGCCCCAGCUCCUGAAAGGCCCUUUACACCUCACUGUACCCAUCAUCUCCCCUGCGAUCCUGAGCAACACAGCCCUGCUGCGCCCCCUGAGGCCCAAGCCACCACCUCCCCUCCUGCCAAAACCCUCUAUAGCUAAAGAGCUGCCCCCCUUGGCCUCCAUUGCCCAGAUUAUCUCUUCUGUAUCAUUGGCACCGGCCUUGCUGAAGACAGAGGUGGUUGACCGUGGUUUCAGUCUGACCAACAACUCUUUGAGGCUGGAAAAACCCGGGGUCACCAAGCCCAAAGGGGCGCCUGCCACUGCAGCCAUCCUGAAAGAGCCUGGAGACCUGCCUCUCCCAAGAGACAGCCCUGGAGCUGCCUCCCCAGAGCAGGGGCUGGCUAGCUCUUUUAAGAAGCGGGGCCGGAAAAGAGGUACCAAGAAUCAGGCCAGAGCCAUUGGCAGCAGUGUCGACUUGGAGUCAAGUGGUGAAUUUGCCAGUAUUGAAAAAAUGCUGGCCUCCACCAACACAAAUAAGUUCAGCCCAUUCCUGCAGCCCACUGAUGAUCACGUCAAGGAGGAGGCGGUUACUGCAGCUGCUGCUGACUGGAAAAGGAUGAGCAAUGACGACCAGGAUGGCCCUGAGGGCAAGCAGCAGCAGAGGGGCAAGCAGAACCCUAACACCAACUGCAUUCAGAAGGUCACGUGCCCUUUCUGCCCGCGGGUCUUUUCUUGGGCCAGUUCCCUCCAGCGGCAUGUGCUCACUCACACUGAUAGUCAGUCCGAUCUAGAGAUGCCAGCCAAAGGAAAUGGAGUAUUAGACCUGACCUCCAGAGAGAGACAGCCAGGGACAGUUGCUGUGCUCAGCCAUGAAGAAGAAGACUGGUCUGCUGAUGGACAAGAGAAGCAGCAAGCUGAUUCACCUGAGGAAGAGGGUGUGGGUAACAAGGAAGAGGAGGAAGAAGAUGAAGAAGAAGAGAAGGAAAAAGAAAAAGGAGAAAGCAAGGAGGGAGAAGAGGAGGAGAAGGAGGAAGGUUUGGAAGAGAAGGAUGAGGAUGACUCUGUCAGCAAUAAAAGCCUUGACCUCAGUUUUGCCAGCAAGCUAAUGGACUUCAAGCUUACAGACAGUAAUCAGAGCCUGGGAGGCAGUGGCUUGUCUUCCCAAAAUGAAAAGAAAUAUGCCUGUGACAUCUGUGGAAAGAGUGUCAAGUUCACUACAUCCUUGAGCUGCCACAAGAAGUCUCAAAUCCAUGAACACAGGAAAAAUGAGAAGACCAGUGAGGAUGAGAGCAGGAGUGGACCAGAGGGGACCUCAGAUACCCCUUCUGGUGACGUAGAACCUGAGCAGGAAGAAAACCCGGUAAAUUUGAAAUUGGUGGUGUCCCCAGAGGUGGGCAAGGCCCCGCCUGGAAAGAAGAAUGAGGAAAGCGAGAGUGGCUCUGAUGGGGAGAACAUGGUAGAGAGGAAGUCCUCUGAGAAGAGUGACGAUGACAAGAAACAAAAGACCAAUGGGGCAAAAAGUGUCAGCAAGGCAGACAAGAGAAAAAAGUUCUGCACUGUGUGUAACAAACGGUUCUGGUCCUUGCAAGAUUUGACAAGACACAUGAGAUCCCACACAGGAGAAAGGCCUUACAAGUGUCAGACCUGUGAGCGGACCUUCACCCUGAAACACAGCCUGGUCCGUCAUCAGCGCAUCCAUCAGAAAGUUAAAAACACCAGGUACCAAAGCAAAAGCAGCGACAAGGAGGAGAGAAGUCAAAAUGACAGUGAGAACGAGUCUGCACACAGUGGUGCAAAUCCCAUCUCAGAGAAUGAAGGCGACUUGAAUCUGGUACUGGGCAGCCAUUUGGCCAUCACCCAGAGCCGAAGGGAGAGUUUGACUAGAGCAUUCAAGGAUACGGGUCACAAGGAGGAGUCUGCCGGAGAGGGAAUGGCUGGGGUCGGCCUGGCUGAGCCAAGUAAGAAUACAUAGAAGCCAGCUUCUGGAAGGAGUGUUCAAGAGCAGGAGUUUCAGGGUAACACUGAUGGCAAGAGCCCAUCGGUUUUCAUUCAGGACCUCCUAGGUGGGCAUGGCAAAGUGAAUCACAUUUUUGCCUCUUCAGACAGUGCCCCUCAACUGGUGGGGGUGGAAUGACUUUGUGAACUCAGCACUGUCCUUUCCUCCAUCCCCAGCACAUAAACUAAAGCCAGCAGAGCAAAGUAUUUAGAAUCUGUGGCAGAAGAGAUUUCCUCAAGUGACCUUUGAUGAGGAGUGACAGGAAGUAACCAAGCAUGAAAGCAUGGCAGACUGAAUCUAGUGCCAUAGCUUUUUCAGUAUAAUGAUUCAAGGGACUACACUGUAUACUGAUACAGAUAUGAGUGCCUUACUACUUUACUAGAUCUUUUAGUAUCAUAGUUUUUUUAUUCAAAACAAUUUAAAAAGACACGAAGAUUUAAUGAAUUAGUUGGAGAUGACCUUUUUCAUCUAAGCAUUAAUGUUACCUUUUUUCUGUUCUCUGAGCUGAAACUGGGAAGAAGGCAAUGCCAUUGGAUACUCUAUAGCCAAUAACUGGAAGAAAAUUAGUGAAUUUCAUUUAAAAGUACCAGAGGAAAUGUGGAUGAGACUCAUUUCUCAGAUAGAUUUGUUUUUGCAUUUACUUUGUGAUGGCACUGUAAUCUGGCUCCAGGUAUUCAGAGUUGUGGGAAAGGAAGGUAUUCAGAAUUGGUACAAGCCAAAACUACGAAAAAUUCUAGCUUCAGUCUCAAACUAAUUCCCACUCUUUGGUAUUAGAAAUUUCGUUCUUGUUAAUGUUUCAAGACUUUCUUUCGUGACUGAAUGGACAGAGAAGAGUUUCUUUAGCAAGUUAGCCUAUGGAAAUUAUGCACAGCUGUCCUAUAUCUUUGAUUUUCAUU
Messenger RNA from Tachyglossus aculeatus (Australian echidna), 6561 nucleotides. Its product is annotated as ras-responsive element-binding protein 1-like. Gene Ontology annotation, molecular function: DNA-binding transcription activator activity, RNA polymerase II-specific; RNA polymerase II cis-regulatory region sequence-specific DNA binding. Gene Ontology annotation, cellular component: nucleus. Bases 695 to 5641 code for a protein of 1648 amino acids. The transcript is spliced from 12 exons. Gene Ontology annotation, biological process: regulation of transcription by RNA polymerase II. The record is from RefSeq and is a predicted model, not a curated record. Lineage: Eukaryota; Metazoa; Chordata; Mammalia; Monotremata; Tachyglossidae.